Molecule: messenger RNA, 981 nt
Organism: Rotaria socialis
Lineage: Eukaryota; Metazoa; Rotifera; Eurotatoria; Philodinida; Philodinidae
Source: the annotation of a GenBank genome assembly
AUGAAUUGGUUUUCUAGUUCUGCCAAUACGACAACCUUGGCGAGUAAUAACGUUAAUGCGGGUGGUACAAAAGUUAUACCCACUAUUCCUGCAAAUGCCAAAUGGGCACAGAAUGGAGUGACUAUUGCUCGAAGCAACGGGAUAUGGGAUGCCACCAGUCAACUCAACCAACCUAUGGGUCUCUUUGUUGAUGAUGAUCAAACAGUGGUCAUUGUUGACGAAGGGAAUAAUCGUAUCAUGCAAUGGGAGAAAGGUGAUACGAGUGGACAAGUCGUUGCUGGUGGUAAUGGUUCAGGAAAUCGACCGGAUCAAUUGUAUGAUCCCAGUGAUGUAUUGAUCGACAAAGAGACGGAUAGCCUCAUAAUUGCUGCGGGGAGACGAGUUGUACGAUGGUCUCGUCGUAGUGGCACAACACAAGGAGAAAUCCUCAUCAACAAAAUCGAUUGCUGGGGAUUGGCUAUGGAUGAUCAGAGAUAUCUCUACGUCUCUGACUACAAAAAACAUGAAGUAAGACGCUAUCAAUUGGGAGAGAAGAAUGGCACCCUCGUGGCUGGUGGAAAUGGUAAAGGUGAUGGUCUCAAUCAACUCAACUCGCCGAGAUAUCUCUUUGUCGAUCUACAACAGAAUGUCUAUGCGUCAGACUUCAACAAUCAUCGUGUGAUGAAAUGGAAUAAAGGUACAAACGAAGGCAUCAUCGUUGCUGGAGGUCAAGGUAGUGGGAAUGCUCCGACACAAUUUGAGUAUCCUGGAGGGCUCUUUGUUGAUACGUUUGGUACACUCUAUGUGGCAGACACGCUUAAUCAUCGUGUAAUGUGUUGGCCUAAACGAGCGAAACAAGACACUGUAAUUGUCGGUGGAAACGGUCAAGGAGCAGGAGCAAAUCAACUCUACAACCCUGUUGGUUUGUCUUUCGAUCGACAUGGUAAUCUCUAUGUCGCCGAUAAGUAUAAUAAUCGGGUGCAACGAUUUUCUCUCGAAUAG